UUUAUUUAUUUCUUUUCUUCAUUAAAUUUUAAUUUGUGGGCAUACUUGAAGCACAAGCCAUUUUAGAACUCUCAAAUUACUUUAUAUGAUCAAAGUUUCUUACAUUGAGUAAUUCACUACUCGUAUGUAAAAAUUAGUCAGGUGAUCUAAACCUCCAAUGCAACAAAAACGUACGAGCCGUGUUCCGAGCUUUUUUUUCCUCUAAACUAUCAUGUGUUAGCCAUAAAUCUGCACGUAGACUAUUCAUUUUUGGUAAAAUGCCAAAAAGUAUUAAAAAGAGCGUUAAAUUUAGGCACCCUUCUAGAACUUUCAAUUCAAUUUUUGGUAAAAGACACACUAAAUCUUUCAAAAACCGCUAAAUUAAAAAAAAUGAGAGAGAAAGAGAGGGAGAGAGAAUGAGUGAGAGAGUUUGAUGGGGAGAGGGAGGGAUGGAGGGAGGGAGUGUUGUUUACGUUUAUAAAUCAAGCGUUAAUUACUAUCGGUUUGAAACAAAUGUUAACAUUUGCAUACUUCAAUAUGAUUGUGUUUGUGUUAUACAUUAAUUUCAUGUUUUGUUCGCGCUGUAACAAACAAUGUCAAAAACAGCUCUCGAUUUAGAAUUUUUAACCGAUAUAAUUUGUUUGUUCUCAUUGUUUUGUUUCAACUUCUUUUACGAAGCUUAUGCAACUGUAACAGAAACAGGGUUUCAUUGCGAAGAUUUGUCAAUUAGGUAUCCAUACCUACAAAUAGAUAAAAAAGAAUCCUUCCAACUGGUAGAGGUGUACUUUUUACCACUUUUAAUGGCAUGGACUUGCGAAGCGGUGAUUUUCCCUUGGAAAGACCCGAAAGUCAGAAAGAUGAAAUUCUUUUUUUUACUUUACGAUUCGUUUGUCGCGUUUACGUUCGGCUAUUUGCUCAGUACAGCUUCGGCGGUCUUCUUGCAAAAAUCGACAGGUGUGCUUAAACCUUAUUUCCUAUCUGUCUGUAAACCGAACAUCGACUGCUCAAACCCUGACAACCAAAACAGGUACAUCACGAACUACACAUGCACCUCAAAUGACAGUAUGAAAGUGUCUAACGCUCGGCUCUCUUUCCCUUCUUCUUAUUGCUUGCAGGUCAUCUUAUCAACAUUUCUGCUUGUGCUGGUUCUAGAAACGAAGUUGCACGUCGAUGCAGUGAAUUUGGUCAAACGUUUAAUUCAGUCGUUUAUUUUGUUUUACGGCCAUAUUCAAUGCGCGUUGAGGUUCAGGGAAAACGAGAGCCAUUGGAGCGACAUUCUCGUAGGUUACAUCAUGGGAGUCGGAUUUGCAUACUUCAACGUUGGUAGGUUCAAGGCAGUAGAAAAGAAAAGUUCGCCCGUUCAGGAACACAAUUUGGUUGAACAAAUCCCAUCUUCGCAAAUUAUUUCGGCAGAAAGUCAACCGACGAUCUGA
This is a messenger RNA of Cimex lectularius (bed bug), 1412 nucleotides long. RefSeq names its product phospholipid phosphatase 3-like. Gene Ontology annotation, molecular function: phosphatidate phosphatase activity. The transcript has a single exon. NCBI's taxonomy places the organism in Eukaryota, Metazoa, Arthropoda, Insecta, Hemiptera, Cimicidae. Bases 573 to 1412 code for a protein of 279 amino acids. The record is from RefSeq and is a predicted model, not a curated record. Gene Ontology annotation, biological process: phospholipid metabolic process; phospholipid dephosphorylation; signal transduction.